UAAUUUAACACGUGCGUCAAUAAAACUUUGUAUACAUUCUGUCAUCUGUUUUUGCGAUCAUGGAUCAAUAAAAAAAAAAAAUAAUGCGUGUAUACUAAAACAGCAAAUUACUUUGCAAAAUGCACGUUAAUUGUAAACAUAUGUACCGUAACGUGGUUGACAAGAAAGAAGUCAAUGUCGGUAUCUAUUAUGGAUGGGGUCGGUAUAAAAGAUAAGAUAGACGCCUACAGACGUCAAAAACGGAAUGAAAAAAUGACGGAAUCUAUUAAAAAUGCUAUACAUAAUGUCUUACCGUGGAAUAGAAAUAAAACAGCUACGGAAACUCCACUGUUACCGCCCACAAACGACUCAGAGGAUGUCCAGGAUAUGGAAAGCACCUGUUCAGAUGACAGUACAGACCAGUCACAAUGUUCAGUGUUAACAACAGUAACAUAUCUACUUUACUUCCUUCUGUGGGCCACUUUAUACAUAAUUGCAAUUGAAUUUGAAUUUGGAGCAGUAUAUUUUGUUUUAUCGACAUUGGUAUUUAUUUGGUUGAAUACUGGUUCUAAGCCAAAGAAACCAGGUGAACUUAGUGCAUAUUCUGUGUUUAAUCCAGACUGUAAAGCUAUUGAGGGAACACUUGAUGCUUCACAAUUUGAAAGGGAAAUACGAUAUGGUAUAGGGAGCAUGCAUUAAUGUAAAGCUCUUAAAUUCAUCUUAUUUAUCACAGGUAGAAGUAAUACAUGUUUUGUACUUAUUUUUAUGUACAUAAACAUGCUGUGCAUUUUAUAAUAAUAUCUGAAUGAAACAUAGGAACUCCUGAACAUAAAUUUGGACUUAAUAUGUGGUAAAAGUGUUAAAAAGAGUGCAAUAAAUUUCAGUGGUAACUAAUUAGUGUUACCACAGUCAUUAAAAAAUA
Molecule: messenger RNA, 901 nt
Organism: Osmia bicornis bicornis
Lineage: Eukaryota; Metazoa; Arthropoda; Insecta; Hymenoptera; Megachilidae
Gene: Saysd1
Product: SAYSvFN domain-containing protein 1
Exons: 2
Coding region: 175-678 (167 amino acids)
Source: RefSeq, a predicted model, not a curated record